Molecule: messenger RNA, 6522 nt
Organism: Salarias fasciatus (jewelled blenny)
Lineage: Eukaryota; Metazoa; Chordata; Actinopteri; Blenniiformes; Blenniidae
Product: zinc finger protein 91
Exons: 15
Coding region: 140-6022 (1960 amino acids)
Biological process (GO): regulation of DNA-templated transcription
Molecular function (GO): DNA-binding transcription factor activity, RNA polymerase II-specific; RNA polymerase II cis-regulatory region sequence-specific DNA binding
Source: RefSeq, a predicted model, not a curated record
GUGCUCUUCAGGUACCGCGGAAGAGGCAGUGUUGAUGUUUUGUCUGUCAAACUGACUCGAAUUUAGGCGGAAACUUUUCACCCAGACAUGCCUCCCGGAGCGUCGGACACCGCGGGCUGAGCUCCGAGCCGCGACAAACAUGGAGGCGAAGUUCGGCAGCGAAGUGGCGUCGAUGGUGGAGGUGGCCAUCCAGGCGGCGGUGUCGGUGUGCGGGACGGAGGCGGCGUGGGACGAGUCCCGGCUGGGGGAGAUCCGGGAGAUCGAGCGCUGCCUGGUGAUGCAGAUCCACAGGGCGUUCGCGGAGGUGUCCUCGGAGCUGCUGGAGGAGAACGAGGCCCUGCGCGCCCGGGUGGAGCAGCUGGAGGACACGCUGCAGAGGAAAGCCGGCCAGCUGCAGCAGGAGCUGGAGGCCAGAGUGGGACAGCUGGGCAGAGACAUGGAGCAGCUGGAGAGGGAGCUCAAGACCUUCAGCAGGGCGGGGGCGCAGGUGGAGGCCGCAGGAGGACCGGUGCUCUCAGCCCCCGCCAGCCCCUCCAGUCCCGCGGCGGCCUCCCCGGUAUGCGGAGCUCCCUCCCAGCUCCUGGCGGAGGCCGGCCAGGCGUUCGCUCCGCCUCCGUCCGUCGUGUACGAAGAGGUGGAAACCACGCAGCUCCUCCUGCAGCCGGCCGCCUCGCCGGCGUCCGCGGCCCAGGGCGUCCCCAGCCCCGCCUCCAGCACCGUCAGCGGUCUGGACCCGGCACAGGAGAAGAGAUGUGUAGAGAAGGAUUCCAGCGGCAGAUCGAGGAGGACGAGGAGAGCUGCUGUGAAAACUGAGACAGCGUCUCCUGACGUCGACCCUGAAGAGAGCAAGCCGAGCGCCGGCGGGCGGAAGCUGCGGAACACUCAGUCUCAGACGGCGAAGCGUUUCUUCUGCGACCACUGCGACGUCGGCUUUCACUGGAAGACCGAGCUGAAGAAGCACGCCAAGGUCCACAAGAAGCGCUUCCCCUGCCCGCAGUGCGGCCGCAGCUUCAUGGAGAAGACGUCGAUGGAGAACCACCUGCAGCGCCACGGCGCCGCCAAGCCGCCGCUGCCCUUCCCGUGUCCGCAGUGCAAGCGCUCGUACCGGAAGGAGGAGUCCCUGAAGAACCACCUGAAGAGCCACCAGCAGCUCCGGCCGCCCAAGCCCUUCUCCUGCGACCAGUGCGGCAAGACGUUCCGGCUGAAGCAGCCGCUGGAGAACCACCUGCAGCGCCACGAGAAGUGGAAGACGCAGCUCAAGUGUCCGGUGUGCGAGAAGACGUGCAAGACGGCGGUGCAGCUGCGCUGCCACAUGGCCGUGCACUCGGAGGAGCGGCCCUUCAGCUGCGCCACCUGCGGCAAGGAGUUCAAGAGCAAGGACACGCUGCGCUUCCACCAGAUGGUGCACACCAGCGCCCGCAAGUACAAGUGCCCGCUGUGCGAGGAGACCUUCAAGUACGCCCACUCGCUGACGGUGCACAAGAGGAAGCACACGGGCGACAGCCCCUUCGUCUGCGCCGUGUGCGGCCGCUCCUACCGCACCGGCACGGCGCUCAAGAGGCACAACCUGGUGCACACGGGCGAGAAGCCCUUCACCUGCCACAUCUGCGGCGCCCGCUUCAGCCUCAACAACAACCUGAAGCGCCACCUGCGCAUCCACACCGGCGAGAAGCCGUUCGCGUGCCAGGAGUGCGGCAAGAGCUUCUCCGACAACAACAAGCUCAAGUCCCACAUGCUGAUCCACGGCGCCCGCAAGCCCUUCAUGUGCGACCUGUGCGGGAAGACCUUCCUCUUCAACUGCAGGCUGCUCAUUCACCAGAAGUACGUGCACGCCAACCAGGGCGAGGCGGCGGCGGCGGACGGCACGCAGGCGCCGGGCCAGCCGCGGCGCCAGAACAAGUCCCUGGUCAAGCCCUUCAGCUGCAAGAUCUGCCUGCGGGGCUUCAGCGCCGCCAACUCGCUCAAGCUGCACGAGCGAGGCCACAGCGAGCACAAGGAGUUCAACUGCGCCGUGUGCGGCAAGGCCUUCCACAACAAGUACUCCUUCAGCUACCACCAGCGCAGCCACACGGGCGAGAAGCCCUUCGUCUGCGACGUGUGCGGCAAGCGCUUCUUCCAGGCCGCCAGCCUCAAGCAGCACGAGCGCAUCCACACCGGCGAGAAGCCGUACAAGUGCAGCCAGUGCGGCAAGGCCUUCAGGACGGACGGCAACUUCUACCGCCACGUGCGCAUCCACACGGGCGAGAAGCCCUUCGAGUGCUUCUACUGCCACAGGAAGUUCCACCAGUCCAACCAGCUCAAGUCCCACCUGCAGGUCCACACCGGGGAGAAGCUGUACUCCUGCCAGCAGUGCGGCCAGGGCUUCUCCGACUCGCGGCAGCUCAAGAAGCACGCCUGCAACGGCCCGCCGCCAGAUCCUGACGUCGUCGUGGAGAUGUUGGCUCGAGAGGCAACCAGGAAGAUCAGCCUGGUGUUUACCCAGCUCUCAUUGCUGCUGCGGUCAGAAAACCUGACUCUGAAGGCCCGGGUGGAGCAGCUGGAGAGCCAGCUGAAGGCCGUGAGCGAGAGUUUUGAAAACGCUCGUUUGUGGAGGGAGAACGUCCUGAGCGGCUGCCCCGUACUGUUCGAGCGCAGCGGCCUGAUCUUCACCCUGAAGCCGUUUGGAAAGUUAAAGGGAAAAACAGAUGAAGGGACCGAGGAAGUCACCUCUGCAGAAGGUCACACCUCCCCAUCAGCAGCUGAGCCUGAGGUCAGACGGGAGACCGAGGUCAGGAGGGCAGGGAAGGUGUUUGUGUGCGACGUCUGCAACAAGAGCUUCAGCCGUCAGUUUCAUCUCACCAAGCACAUGAACACCCACCAAGAGCAGCGGCCUUUCGCCUGCCAGCAGUGCCCCAGGAGAUUCAGGGACGCCUCCACCUUCGAGUACCAUCUCCUGCGACACGAGGAGAAGCGGCUGGCCUCGUUCCAGUGCCAGCUCUGCAGCAAGACCUUCAAAACCAAGAUGCACCUGAAGACCCACCAGCUGGUCCACACCGACGCCCGGCCGUUCGUCUGCGGCACCUGCGGGAAAGGCUUCAAGACCAAACACAACCUGCGGGCGCAUCAGGCGGUGCACACCGCCGAGAAGCCGCACAAGUGCCCCGAGUGCGGCGAGGGCUUCCGGUACGCCUUCACGCUGCAGUGCCACCGCAGCGUCCACACCGGGGAACACCCGUACCGGUGCACGCAGUGCGGCAAAGCCUUCGUGAAGAGGCGCUCGCUCAGGACGCACCAGGCGGUGCACAGGGGCAAGACGUUCACCUGCGAGACGUGCGGCGCCGGCUUCACCCUGCAGCACAACCUGAAGCGGCACAUCCGGAUACACACCGGCGAGAAACCCUUCGCCUGCAAAGUCUGCGGGAAGAGUUUCGCUCAGGACAACAAGCUGAAAGUGCACAUGCUGCUCCACGGAGCGUCCAAGGCCUUCAUGUGCGACCUGUGUGGGAAGACCUUUCUCUACAACUGCCAGCUGAAGAGGCACCAGAAGGUCAACCACGACAACGAGCACGGGCAGCCGGCGAGGAGACGCGCCCGAGAGCACGGCCAGCGCAGGGUCAUCUACCGGCGGGACAGGACCACGCUGGACGUGACGCCGUUCGGCUGCAAGACCUGCCACAAGGGCUUCGACACGGCGAGCGCGCUCAAGAGGCACGAGCUGAUCCACACGGGCCACAUGCAGUACAGCUGCGCCACCUGCGGGAAGUCCUUCUUCUACAAGGCCACCUACGACUACCACCGGCGCAUCCACUCGGGCGAGCGCCCCUUCGGCUGCGGCGUCUGCGGCAAGACGUUCAUCAUCCGCCAGGCCCUCAAGUCCCACCAGCUGCAGCACUCCGGCGAGAAGCCGCACAAGUGCGAUCAGUGCGGCAAGGACUUCAGGAUUUACACCAACUACCUGAGACACCUCCGCGUCCACACCGGGGAGAAGCCCUACGAGUGCGAGGUCUGCGGCGUGAAGUUCAGGCAGCUCGGACACGUCAAGUUCCACAUGCAGGUCCACACGGGGGAGCGGCCCUCCAAAGGUGAUAUUUGGCGCCGGAACCCCGCAGAAGAGCGCGCGACCCCCGGUCCAGGCGGCAUGUCGGACCUGGAGACGCAGGUCUGCUCCGUGCUGGAGAUCCUGGUGAACUCCGCCGUGGCAGAAAUGAACAAAGUUAUUUGCGGCUCCGCUGCGGCCGCUCCGGAGGAGUCCUCCUCUGAAGACAUCCACAUCUCCACGGAUGAGAAGGUGAUCCAGUUCAGCGUCUUCAUGACGGCUCUGGCUCAGGACGCCGUGGAGAAGCUCUGCCAUCUUUUCCACCAGUGUUCGUCUCUGCUGCGGCUCGAGGUGGCGCAGGGCCAGGCGGAGAUGGAGGUCAUGAAGACGAGGCUGGAGGAGGCGGAGAAGGAGCUGAGGCUGCUGCUGGAGCCCGGCGAAGGGCAGAGGGAGGCGGAGGCGCAGACGGAGGCAGGCGGCAGGGCGGAGGAGGCGGAGCCUCAGAGCUCAGCCAGGACAGAGAACGCUGUGAUCGACGUCGACGCCGAAGUGAGAAGAUCUCCCAUCAACGAGCUGUGGAAAGGUCACGAGGACCAGAUCCAGUCGGUGCUGAUCAAGGAGGAGGGCCUGGAGGUUCUGGCUGAAUGUGUGCGCUACACCGACGCAGGCGCGCAGGACGACACCCGCAACGACCCGGACUACCAGGUGGGACAGGACCUUCCCGGCGCCGCCGACCCACUUUUCACCGCCAAGUCUAAACGCGUGGCGAGGCCGAGGUCCGCCCGAGCCCGGGGGAAGAAGCAGGGUCCGGGCGGCGGUGAUGGCGAGGCGCCGCUGAGCUGCAAACGCUGCAAGCAGACCUUCAUCAAGCUGCCGCAGCUCGUGGCGCACCAGGCCAUGCAGGAGGCCAACGCCGGCAAGCCCUUCCAGUGCGCACAGUGCUGCCGUGGCUUCUCCUUACAGAAGAGCCUCGACGCGCACAAGCUGCUGCACAACGGUGAGAGGCCGCACACCUGCGAGCUUUGUGGGAAGGGCUUCACCCUGAAGCAGCUGCUGGUGAACCACCAGCGGCUCCACGCCGAGUCCAAGUCGUUCGACUGCGACCAGUGCAGCAAGAGCUUCUUGCAGGCGUCCGCCCUGAAGAACCACCAGCGGGAGCACGGCAAGCCGCGGGCCCACAUCUGCCAGUACUGCAGCAAGCGCUUCCCCAACCACGGCAACCUGCGGCGCCACCUGCGCAUCCACACCGGCGAGAAGCCCUUCAAGUGCGAGACGUGCGGCAAGAGCUUCAACCAGGCGGACACGUUGCGGGGCCACCAGAGGAUCCACUCUGGCGAGCGGCCCUUCAGCUGCGAGACCUGCGGCAAGGGCUUCAUCCAGAAGAGCGCCCUGAAGAUGCACCAGAAGACGUCCCACUGGGAGGACAACCACCUGGUGUGCGUGGCCUGCGGCUCCAAGCUGGCCUGCGUCGACUCGCUGCGCAAGCACGUGCAGACGCACGCCGUCGUGCCGUGCGACUGCGCCAUCUGCGGCCAGCGCCUGGGCUCCGUGGCCGAGCUGCGCUCGCACCAGCAGCUGCACACGGUCACCCGGCCGCACAGCUGCAGCGUCUGCGGCAAGAGCUUCAAGUCGGCCAGCUACCUGAAGAUCCACCUGCUGACGCACAGCGGCGAGCGGCCGUACAGCUGCGACGUCUGCGGCCGCAGGUUCACGCAGCAGAGCAGCCUCAAGUCGCACCAGGUGGUGCACACCGGCGAGAGGCCGUACAGCUGCGACACCUGCGGGAAGUGCUUCAGCUGCUCGGGGAACCUGGCGCGCCACCAGCGGAUCCACACCGGGGAGAAGCCCUUCUGCUGCCAGACCUGCGGCCGCUGCUUCAACCAGGCCAACAGCCUGAAGGCGCACCAGCAGAUCCACUCCGGGGAGAAGCAGUACAUGUGCGACAAGUGCGGCAAGAACUUCUCCUACCUGAGGAACCUCCGCGAGCACAAGUGCUUCUACGUCUGACCGCGAGCGGGACAGCUGUGUCCAGGCGUUUCAACUGCUCGGAGUCCAGGAGACGUUCGCUCAGUUUUCCACUGAUGAUACACAAACGUAGCGCUUUGAGGUUUGUGUUCAGUGGAAGUUUGCCUUCUUAAUUAUGAAGUUAAUCUUCUCCUUUUUUAAGAACAAAGAGGAUUUUAGGAAAAGAUUUCAGCUUUUGGACUCUAGCAGAGACUGACUCGCGUCAAACAGUGUAAACAGAAAUCUCGCAGUUUGAACGAGUGUGAACGACAGUUUGAAGUGUUUUUGUUUGAAAGCUGAGGAGCGACUGAAACACACAGGAGGAGACGUGAACGGUGUAGCUUCUCUUGGGGAAAGUUUAUUAAUCAUGUCAACGUUUGGGUCAUGAAUGAACUUAAACAAAAAUCCAAAUGUGGCUUUUCUGUGUGGUUUGUUCAGUUUCUGGUGGCUCUGAAAGCAGCGUGGAGAUAAAAGCAGACCACCAAAAAUACAAGCAAGAACUU